AUUUAUUACGUUGGCAGUACUGAACUUCCGGUUGUGUCUAUGUCUACGCCUGCCAUUUUGAAACGGCAGUGCUUUUUGUUCGUGUGGAGCGCUUGCUCGCUGUGAGGAGUAGAUUGUGUUAGUCAAGUGUAGUUUUAUUUUAAUCGAACUUAUUCAAAAUGAGCUGGCAAGAUUAUGUCGACAAACAGUUAAUGGCAUCCAGAUGUGUUACAAAGGCUGCGAUUGCCGGUCACGAUGGAAAUGUCUGGGCUAAGUCGGAAGGCUUUGAAAUAUCAAAAGACGAAGUGGCAAAAAUAGUAGCUGGCUUCGACAAUGAAUCACUUUUAACAAGCGGCGGCGUGACGAUAGCGGGCACGCGGUACAUCUACCUCAGUGGUACAGACCGUAUCAUACGCGCGAAACUUGGCAAGGUCGGCGUGCAUUGCAUGAAGACGCAGCAAGCCGUCGUUAUUUCUCUGUAUGAAGAACCCAUCCAACCCCAGCAAGCCGCAUCCGUAGUCGAGAAGUUAGGAGACUAUUUAAUUACCUGUGGUUAUUAGAGAUCGAAGCGCGCCGUGAUCUAAGAAUACUAUAAGAUAAUAUUUUUUCCACAGGGAAAUAAGUAACUGCAUUUUGUAUAUUCUAUAAAGUGAUAAGGACCGUUCAGUUUCAUUGUUUUGAUAUUUGAUAAAUUAUGGCGCCAUAAGUGAGAUGCGUUUAGUAACUGUAUGCAGAUGCGAUUACUUUGCGGAUUCUGGACUCUUUUUAUACGCUCACCGCUUCCACAAAGUAAUUGCUAUUGUAAAAUGGUUUAAAAUUGUAUUUUAUAAAUUUGCUUUUAUCGACCAGUAUAGUGAAGCAUUUUCAGCUUUGCAUAACCGGUCUCAAAGCAUGAUGUAUAGAGAUUUUUUUUAGAUUUCUUUUCAAGCAUCGUGAUACUUAAUAAUUUACCUCGCGUAAAAUUCUGAAGUGUCGAAUGAUAAGGUUCAGUUCGCUGAUCUUUCGGAGGCCAUCCAGCUAGACAACCGUUGCCCAUAGAAAUGAGAUGCUUGACAAGAAUUUGUAAUAACCGCGUCAUGGAAUUAUGAAUGAAGUUAUCCAACCUAUAUUAUAUUACCUGCAUAUAAUUAUAAAUAAGCAUUUGUGUAAGGGCUUGUUACGAAUUGUAGAACUGAAGACACUGUAACCCAAGGUAUUACACGUUAAAUGAAAAAUCUCUAGUCCCACUGGAACCAUCGUGUGAGUUAAAUCCGAUACAUCAGUGCGAGACGGCGGGCGAGCCCCACGCUGCGUCGCGCGGCUCCGGGCCCUAUAUACCCGCUAUUGCAAAUAUCUGCUAUGCUUUUUGUUGUGCCGCGUUUAUAUCUUGUGUAGUUAUAAAUAAACAUUUUGCAUUCUGUUCUACUUUACCUCUUAGCUGCCGAAAAUAGAAGCGCUCAAGUACUCUAUAUCCUCAAACAAGGCUUGCAGUAAUCGAAGGGUGCAUAUUGUUUAUAUUUGAUAUUACUACUAUAGCUUUGUACAUUGUUUCUGAUAAGCGAUGGGAACUGUGUCUAUCUAAUAAUAAAAUGAUUUGUAUUAUAA
Messenger RNA from Manduca sexta (tobacco hornworm), 1563 nucleotides. It is a transcript of the gene chic, whose product is annotated as profilin. NCBI's taxonomy places the organism in Eukaryota, Metazoa, Arthropoda, Insecta, Lepidoptera, Sphingidae. Gene Ontology annotation, molecular function: actin monomer binding. The transcript is spliced from 4 exons. The coding region runs from base 159 to 539 and encodes 126 amino acids. Gene Ontology annotation, cellular component: cell cortex. The record is from RefSeq and is a predicted model, not a curated record.